GACAGUUCGUGGAAACACCGCCGAUUUGUGUGUAACCAAACAAUAUAUAUUCUUGAACUGUCAGCUGGAGCAAAAAGACGUAUUUCACAUUUUAUCGUCAUCGUCGAACAGUUGUGCUUAGUAAAUCUGUGUUGAUUUCCUAGAUAGAAUUCAAUAGUUUGUCGUAGAUUUCUUACUUUUUGUCAGCAGAUAGAUAAAGAGAGAAAAAUGUCUGACUUUGAAGAAAAUGAUGAUUUCAUGUGUGACGACGAAGAAGAUUACGGUUUGGAAUAUUCAGAGGAUAGUAACUCGGAACCGGACGUUGACCUAGAGAAUCAAUACUACAACAGCAAAGCGUUGAAGGAGGAUGAACCGAAAGCUGCACUCCAAUCUUUUCAAAAGGUGCUCGACCUCGAGAACGGCGAAAAAGGUGAAUGGGGAUUCAAAGCUCUCAAGCAAAUGAUAAAAAUCAAUUUCAAACUGUCGAACUACAAUGAAAUGAUGGUGCGUUACAAGCAAUUGCUCACGUACAUCAAGAGCGCCGUCACACGAAACCAUUCGGAAAAGUCCAUCAAUUCGAUUUUAGAUUAUAUUUCGACAUCGAAAAAUAUGGAAUUGUUACAAAAUUUCUACGAAACAACGCUUGAGGCAUUGAAAGAUGCCAAAAAUGAUCGGCUGUGGUUCAAAACUAACACGAAACUGGGAAAACUGUACUUCGAUCGUAAUGAUUUUGGCAAAUUGCAAAAGAUUCUCAAACAAUUGCACCAAUCGUGCCAGACCGAUGACGGUGAAGAUGACUUGAAGAAGGGUACUCAGUUGCUGGAAAUCUAUGCGUUGGAAAUUCAAAUGUAUACGGUUCAGAAGAACAACAAGAAGCUCAAGGCAUUGUACGAACAGUCACUGCAUAUCAAAUCUGCCAUUCCGCAUCCAUUGAUUAUGGGCGUGAUUCGAGAAUGUGGUGGCAAAAUGCAUUUGCGUGAAGGUGAAUUCGAGAAGGCACACACAGAUUUCUUUGAAGCGUUCAAAAAUUACGAUGAAAGUGGUUCAGCGCGUCGUACAACUUGCCUCAAGUAUUUGGUUCUCGCCAACAUGUUGAUGAAAUCGGAUAUCAAUCCAUUCGACUCACAAGAAGCAAAGCCUUACAAAAAUGACCCAGAAAUCUUGGCCAUGACCAAUUUGGUGGUUUCGUAUCAAAACAACGAUAUCAACGAAUUUGAAUCGAUUUUGCGAAAGAAUCACAACAACAUCAUGGCCGAUCCGUUCAUCAAGGAGCACAUUGAAGAUUUGCUUCGCAAUAUUCGCACACAAGUUCUGAUCAAGUUGAUUCGUCCAUACACGCGCAUAGCUAUACCCUUCAUCUCCACCGAAUUGAACAUUGAAUCAGCCGAGGUUGAAAGUUUAUUGGUUUCUUGUAUCUUAGACAGCACAAUUCGCGGUCGCAUCGAUCAAGUCCAUCAAGUUUUGGAAUUGGACAAAGAAUCUCGAUGCUCUGUACGUUACACUGCCAUGGAUAAAUGGGCAAAUCAAUUGCAAUCGCUGCAGUUGGCAGUCAUCAACAAAAUGGCUUAAGGUGUUUAGAUGUGUCUGCUGCAAGCAACCUUACCAUCAAAUCCACCACCAAAAUCAAUUCAAUGUUGUUU
Sitodiplosis mosellana (orange wheat blossom midge) is the source of this 1619-nucleotide messenger RNA. It is a transcript of the gene alien, whose product is annotated as COP9 signalosome complex subunit 2. Gene Ontology annotation, biological process: protein deneddylation. The record is from RefSeq and is a predicted model, not a curated record. Gene Ontology annotation, cellular component: COP9 signalosome. Lineage: Eukaryota; Metazoa; Arthropoda; Insecta; Diptera; Cecidomyiidae.